CCGAGCUGAAUUCUAAUGCGGCGUGGGCGAGGCGCCGGCGUUGCUGCUGCUUGCUGUCGUGUGCGCGCGUGCUCGUGUGUGGAGCCGCGAUGGGAGGAUGGCGAGAGACACGUUUAACACGCGGAGCUGCUGCUGCUGCCGCUGCCGCAUUGCCUUCACGAUGAAGCCGAGUUCCUUCUGGCUCCACGGUCUGGCAAGGAUUGGAGGGAAUUUCACUUCUACGAGGACAUUUAACCAGUGCUGGCACCCCGUGUGGAUACCACAGCACUACUAUCACACCAGGGCAUGGCCACCUCAGCGUUGUUGCUCUGCUUGAUGCAGCUCGUGCCGUUGAGCUGUCGCUAGAGAGUGGGCGAGCAACGGGGAGGAGAGCAGCCGAGAGCGGAUGACGAGCAGAGACGCAGCGAGACGGAACGCUGGCCACGCUUGUAGCACACGUGUAGCGUGUGGCACACUGACACCCUCCCCCCCCACCCGGUUCGGACACCCUGGAGGUCUCAUCGGCCACUUGCCCGCCCCCCCCGCCGCCGCUCCGUCUCCGUCCUGUCGCCGGUCGGGGCCUCGCACUUUAUCGACUGGCCCGCCCUGGCGAUGCAGCGAGCGGCUAUGGCUGCAGGCGGCAACACAUGAAGGCGUCCACACGGCAGGCAACACGUGCUAACGCUGCGUGCAUGGCCUUCGUUCUCGAGCGGUCACCACGGAUUAAUUCAUCGCCGCCACAACCGUCGUCUCCCUCCGGCCGACGAUAAACUCAGAGAGCGAACACCCCCCCCCCCCCCCCACCGCGCACCUCCAGAAACGUCCGCGGCGUCCGACGGAGGCCACGUAGUCGUUUUUUUUCUUCCUUUAUUCAGACGACGGGAGUGCGGCCAUGGCGGGAUACAAGCGGGGUCACGACGGCCAGAUGGCCGGCCUGUACGACCUGGAGCGCACGCUGGGCAAGGGCCACUUUGCCGUGGUGAAGCUGGCGCGCCACGUGUUCACGGGCGAGCGAGUCGCCGUCAAGGUCAUCGACAAGAGCAAGCUGGACGUGGAGGCACGUGCCCACCUCUUCCAGGAGGUGCGCUGCAUGAAGCUGGUGCAGCACCCAAACAUCGUGCGACUCUACGAGGUGAUCGACACGGCCAGCAAGCUCUACCUAAUCCUCGAGCUGGCCGAGGGGGGUGACCUCUACGACUACAUCAUGCGCCACGAGGGGGGCCUACAGGAGCCCGACGCCAAGCACUACUUCGCUCAGAUCCUGUGCGCCAUCGCCUACUGCCACCGGCUGCACGUGGUCCACCGAGACCUCAAGCCCGAGAACGUGGUGUUCUUCCCGCGCCUCCGCCGACUCAAGCUCACCGACUUCGGCUUCAGCAACCGCUUCCAGCCGGGCACCAAGCUGGCGACGAGCUGCGGCUCACUGGCCUACGCCGCGCCCGAGAUCCUGCUGGGCGACGAGUACGACGCGCCCGCCGUUGACAUCUGGAGCCUGGGCGUGAUCUUGUACAUGCUGGUGUGCGGACACCCGCCCUUCCAGGAGGCCAACGACAGCGAGACGCUCACCAUGAUCAUGGACUGCAAGUACACGGUGCCUGCGCACGUGAGCCGGGAGUGCACCGAGCUGAUUGGGCAGAUGUUGCAGCGCGAGCCGCGGCAGCGCGCCACGCUGGAGGAGAUCGGUGCCCACCCGUGGCUUGGGGGCACGGACCCGGCACUGGCCACGCCAGCGCCCCUCACGUCGCACCGCAGCCUGUCGGAGCGCGAGCACAGCAGCAUCGUGCAGGGCAUGGUGCUGGGCAGCAUCGCCGACCGGGACACCAUCGUCGAGGCGUUGGAGGCCGACCGCUAUAACCACAUCACGGCCACCUACUACCUCCUGGCGGAGCGCCUCCUGCGCGAGAAGCAGGAGGGGGGGACGCAGGGGGCACCCAGAUCGGGGGGCCCCGGCAGCAGCAAGACGCAGUUCAGGCAGUCAUGGCCGACCAAGCUGGACAAGGUGGAGGACGUCGAGGACCUCCCGUCCAUGCGGGCCGUCCCGCCGCUCCCCAUGCCUCGCGCCGGCUCCACCAAGUGCAAGGGCCCCGGCCACAAGGGGCCCGAGGGCCGGAGGGGCGAGCCGCGGAUGCCCGAGAAACCGGCGCGGGAGAGCAAACCCCCGCUGUCCUCCCUGGGGGAGGAGGACGAGGAGGCGGCGCGGGAGGAGCGGGCGGCCGCGGGCGCCGCGCAGGUCGUGUUCCGGCAGAAGGCCUCACUCACCAGCCGGCUCACGGCCCGCAAGAGCGCGCCGGUGCUCAACCAGAUCUUCGAGGAGGAGGGCGAGUCGGAGGACGACGACAGGGACGGCGCGCCGGAGCCCCCCGAAAAGGCCGCAGCGGCGGCGGCGGCGGCGCCGUCCCCAUCGGAGGCCCCCCCGCACCGCCCGCGCAAGCAGCGCCCUCCGAGCCAGGGCCGCGGCUCGAGCUGCAGCAGCUCGGAGACGAGCGACGAGGACUCGGAGAGCUGGCGGCGGCGGCGGCGUGACGACAGCGGCGACGCGGGGCUGGCGCGGACGCACGGGGACCGUCGCGACGACCGUCCCCCGCCCGGCGGUGGAGGCGGCGAGGGUGGCGGCCUGCAGCCCUCCGCGCCCGGGCCGGGCGGCCCGACGGAGCGGGACCCCGCGGGCGCCGGCUCGUCGCGGGGCGGCGCCGCCGCGCGGCCGGGGGGGGGCGGCGGUGGCGGCACCACGAGGAGGGGCGCGCCAGGCGACGGCGUGGCUCCGGCGCCCCUUGACGACGAGGGGCCGACAGCGGGCGGCCCCUCGGACGGGGCCGAAGGGAAGGGCGGGCGCGUGCGCGGGGCGAGCCCCGUGCCCCGGGGCCUCUCGUGCGCGAACCUGCCGCGGGGGGCCGCCCCCCUCGACGUGCCGCUGCGCGCGGGGGAGGCCCACGGCGGCCGGGCCCCGGGGCCCGUCAAAGUGAGCGAGCUGCUCGACAGCUUCCGCCUGCUCAACCUGUGCCUGUCGGGCCCGCUCGCGCAGAGCCGGCGGCCCUUGGCCCCACGGCCCGAGGGCGCGUCGGGCCUCGUGGCCAAGGCCGUGGAGCUGCUGACGUGGGUGCGGGGCCUGCAGCACGGCGCGGCGGGGCCCGCGGGGGCUGCGGGCGGCUCCUGCAGCCUCCUGUCGGGCCUGGACCUGGCGGGGAGCCCGCGCAGCCUGGCCCUCGCCACGCCCGUGCUGUGCGAGGCCGCGUGCCCCCAGGGCCUGCCCUGCCCGUCCGAUGCGCAGUGCGCUUACAGCUCGGGCGCUGUCCCCUACUGCCAUGUCAUAUAGCGGCGCCAGUGGUGCCGCUAUCGCAACCAGAUAUCGCCACCUUCAUCAUCACCAUCAUCACGGCCGUCAAUAACAGCGCAGACAUCACCGUCACCCCCGAUACUGCCACCACUGUCAUCCCCACCCCCAUUAUCAGCAAUAACAACUCACCGUCACAUACACACACACACACACACCUCACUACACCCAACAGCACACACACAUGCAGAAAGUCAGCAAUCGGCAAAAAGACAAAGAUUCCCCGUAAUGACGACGCAGGCUGUUGGGGCAAGUGCUGUUAGUGGGUACCUACAAAGGCCAACAUGGGACUCGAGGGGGUGAGUGCCCAGCCUUUGUCUCCCCAGUGGCGAUGCUUACACACCGCACCAGGUACUAAUUUUAAGGCUGAGUCGACCCAGGGGAGGCCCAGGCCCAGCACCGUUUGAAAUAUUCACCACUGUUUAUUGAUCAUGAGCGGGAAUCGAACGUGGGUCGCCAGGUCCGUAGGUUCAGUGCAGCGCUUGACCAGUACACCACCACACCCAAUAACACCACCAUCACCGCGACCAACACAGGCAUCUAAACCAACCACAACCACUACCACCCACCAAAACAAAGAUCCCCUCAUGUAGCCUUAACAGACUGUUGGGGCAAGUGCUGUUAGCGAGUAGCAACCUCUGAAUGCCGGCGCAGCACACAAUGGGGUGGAUUGCCAACACCACGCCCGGCCGCCUUUGUCUCCCCCAGUGGCGAUGUUUUACACAUCACACCAGAUAUUCGUUUGAAGGCUGAGUCGACCUAGGCGAGGCCCAGGACUAGUUCAGAUGAUCGUCACCGGUGUUGCUGGCAGUGAGCGCGAAUCGAACUCGGGGUCGCCGGGUUCGCGGCGCAGCGCGCCAACCGCUGCACCACUGCUCCCCACCCACUGCCGCCACCGUCGACGUGAGUUCCGGGCGGUGACCUCGUUAGCAGGACACGUCCAGAGCACGGUGACCCUUGCCGCCAGCCCCUCCGAGUGCAGGUAAAGAGGUCCCCGGGGGUGGUCUGACCGAAGGUGGCACACUCCCAGCUGUGACCCGUUCCGAACGGGGGGUGGGGUGGGGGGCACGCUGCGGCGUUGCACGCUUGGCGACCUUCUGCAGUUCUUUAAGAAGCUGCCAGCACGUGGGGUGGAACGUCGGGCAUCGGUGCCACCUGGGUAGACGCUGGUAGUGGGUGGGCGCUGGUAGUGAGUGGGUAGUGGGGUGGAUAGCGGUGUGCGGUUGUAUUCGCCUCUGGCCGUACGCACGCCGGCGAUUCAUCAGAUUGUUCAGUUCGCGUUGCGUUCAAGCCGUCGUGGUGCCUCCAUACUCGCCAAACUUUCGUUCUUCAAAUCCCACUUUGGUUCUUCAAAUCCCACGUCGCCGUGGCAAGAGCAGUCUCUCUGUAAAUAAACAAUCACUGUUCACUUUUCCACCGGGCAUUGCGACCACCGUCACCGGGCAGGACGUGCCCCCCCACGAGCGCUAAUAUUUACACGCGGAAAAUACGUGCCCUCCCAUUCGCAUCCGCAGCGUGCACGUGAACGUGUGCACGUGAACGCGUGCACGUGAACGCGUCCACGUGAACGCGUGCACGUGAACGCGUGCACGUGAACGCGUCCACGUGAACGCGUGCACGUGAACGCGUGCACGUGAACGCGUGCACGUGAACGCGUCCACGUGAACGCGUGCACGUGAACGCGUGCACGUGAACGCGUGCACGUGAACGCGUCCACGUGAACGCGUGCACGUGAACGCGUGCACGUGAACGCGUCCACGUGAACGCGUCCACGUGAACGCGUGAACGCAUGGAGAGGGGACGAGUGUUAAUCGGAGAGAGGUUAUUCUCAUCUCGCUUUACAUUUACCGAGCGCCUCUGCUCAAGGCGCUCAAGACGAUUAAAAAGAAAAAACCCGCCAUCGUUAAAGAAUAAUUUCUGGUGGCAUGGGCGGUGCAAGCAUUGCGGAAUGAGUGGCAGCGAUAGACGGGUACUUGGGGAGGGCGGGGGUCACGAAAUGGCUGUCGGGGAGGGACGGGAAGGAGUGGAGGGGCGAGGGGAGGGAGGAGGGAGAGACUGGCCAAUGGGGAUGUGGAGGUGAGGCUUCAAGAGGGAUUACGAUAUUCCAUCGUUAUUCGCGAGGUGAUACUUUCCAGAGGUGCUCGUGAAAAGCAAGUUUCGCGCGUGACGUUAUUGGCCCACGGCAAUUUUACCUGAAAUAAAUACAUACGUAAGCUAUUGAAUAGAUGAAAAUGAUCACAACACAAAGGAGUAUAAAUUGGUUCCAAUAAACAUAACGUAAAUACAAAUGAUGAUUAAAGUAAAAAAUAAUAUUUGAUAAAUGCUGCAUAUCAUCACUUUCUCUCAUCACAUCCUCUCUCAUCACUUUAUCUCGUUACUUCUCUCUCGCUCGCUCGAGAUGCGGUCGCGUAGUAGACUUCCAGAUGCGAUCAGCGGAUAGCCAAAAUGUCAGCGGGGUCGCCUGCGAUGACUUCGUGGAUAACGAGGGAAUACAGCGGAGCUGGAUUUCUGGCCGGACAAUCGGUGGCAGCUGUCGCGGAUACCCGACUGGAACGCACGGCACUGCGUACGUUGAAAUUAUUUCGCACCGUACGUAGCCAACCGUGCUAAUCGGAGGUGCGGAACGGGAGAACAAACUCGACAAAACAACAAGCAAAUUUCGAUUUAAAGCUUUCGUGACUGCAGGGAUUCAUCUUCUGGGUUCUUUCGGUAAAGUCACGUAGAAUGGAAAUAAUAAAAUAAUAAAAAUAAAACAUAAUAAAAUAAUUCUCACGACGUUUCGGCCACAAUGCAAGCAGCCGUCCUCAGGUGAAGAACAGGUCUGUCGGGGAGACAGAGUCUGAAUGACACACUCCAGGCAUUUCACAAGUAGUACUAAUCGCAUAUCUGCAUUUCCCAUAAAUAUGUUAAAUUCCUCUUGAUAUGCAAAUUAUUUUGUCAAGGCGCCCUUCCCCCCUCCAUCCCAGCUUAAAUAGUCGCUCCAAGCCUGGAGUGUGUCAUUGGGUUUUCCUCCGGGGUUCCCUGGUUUCCUCCCAUAGCUAUGAGAGAAAAAAAAAUAACGAUGUAACUGGUAUUGGCCAAACCAUCCCAAUGCUGAAAGAAAAAAAAUACUGAUAACAUUACUCAUUUGCGAUUACACACGGCAGCAUCAGCAGCAGCAGCAUCAUCGCCACCCAUCCCUACCGCAAAAACAUGGCAGGGCCCUCGCGAAAGGGGGAGACUCGCUGAGGCUAUCCAGGGGCAAACGAGCAUGAUUAGGAGAGUAAUACCAAUAACAACAGGGGGGGUUUGGGGGACAAACGCCAGCGUUCCCCGCGGUAUGUUUUACUUGACGUGCCGAUGUGGGCCAACGUUGGACGCGUCAACUUCCACGCGCGCGUUCACACUCUGCAAGUGCACUAUUUCAUCAACUCGUGCCCGUCCUCCUCGUGCUCCGCCACCCUGGUGUGUGGCGGGCACAGCAAUAAAGUCACUGACGGUGAGAAGCGCUCGCUCGUACGCGAUCCCACCUCUUCAGACGACGCGUGUGUCCGUCGUGCGUCAUCGGUGGGGCACGGGACCCGGGUAAUGCCAGCGACGUUUACACGUGUGUUUACCGCCCUCUCCCCUCCCCCCCAAAGUGCGUGUGUGUGAGUGUGUGAGCGGGGAGCGAGCAUCUAUGAAGGCCGGCAUAGGUGCUCGCGAACAGCACUUGCCCCAACAGUCUGUUCGGGCUAUACGGGGGAUCUUUGUCUUUGCGCGUGGAGCGGUGGUGCAGCGGUUAGCGCUAUGCCGCGCUACGAACCUGGCGACCCGAGUUCAAUUCCCGCUCACGGCCAACACCGGUGACGACUAUCUGAACCGGUCCCGGGGCAUCCCCUAGGUCGACUCGGCCUCAAAUGAGUACCUGCUGCGGUGUGCAAACAUCGCCACUGGGGAGAAAAAGGCAGCCGGUUGUGGAGCUGGCCACCCCCACCCCCUCGUGUGCCGUGCCGGCCUUCAUAGGUGCUACUCGCUAACACCACUUGCCCCAACAGUCUGUUAAGGCUAUACGGGGUGGAGGGGGAUCUUUGUCUUUGUGUAAAAAAAAACUAUUUUUUAAAUUUCUUCGUAAUUGCACUCAGCUGUGACGACGGCGUGUGAGCUGUGGACCCUCCUCACCCCCGCCGUGUGCAGUGUCGGGGGUGGGGGGGGUGAGCUGUGGGGGGGCUCCGCUGGGCGUCACCCCGCCGUGUCCAGCAGCGAGCCGCUCAGCACCACGGACACCGGAGCCGUGCUCCCUCAAACCCCCCCCCCCCCCGCGCCGUCUGUGCGCUCCAGCGCCGCAAGACGACCGCGUCGGGGUUGACCGUCGUGCGACAGUCCUCGCCGAUGGAACGACAUGGUCGAUGGGUGGGUUGAUCGGUGGGGGGCGUUGAGCGGAAGGUGACAAUUUCUGGUGAAUUCAACCUCGGACCCGUGGCACCCCCGCGCGUCGCCGAACGACGGACGGGACGUGAACCACGCGCACCCCUACCCCAUUCCCCCCCACCGGCUCUUCGCUCGCCCUGUGUGGAGCUGACCGGGGCGACGUCCUGAAAAGCCCCCCCCCCCCCGCUCCACCCGGCGCAGAUCGUCUCCGGCGACUUUGCUGCCUCGCGGAGAGACGCGAGGCACAGGCGAGGGAGCCUGGUGAUGCCCCCGUGCGUCGCACCGUUAAGAUAUUGCGGUGGGUGGGUAGGGAGGGAGGGGGGCGAUCCACCACGGGAUGGAUUUUCCGCGUCUCUUGGGAUCUGUCGAUGGCGAGAAAUGUUUAGCGCCGGGGGGGGGGGGGAGUGGUGGGAGAGCCAGCCGGUCUAACGACCACCAGCUCGAAAAGUCACUGGCCGUUUUGGUUUGCCGCAAAUUUCUCUCGACCCUUUGAGUCGACGGUCACUCGACGACAAAGUGGCCGUGCACACAUUCAGCGAGUCGCGGUGGCGAGAUGUUAACUACCUCGCCUGGUAUGCAGGAGGUCGUGGAUUCGAUCUCGAUCCUGACGCCUGCUGCUGUGUAUUCGGAGUUUGCGGUGUCUCUCUCUCUCUCUCCCCCCGUAGUUGCGUGGAUUUUUCUUCGGGGUCUUCCGUUUGUUCCCUCCAAAUUUAGAAUCGACAUCACGCGUUCAAAGUAUUUGGCUGCUAAGAUGAAAAGCCACUUUCGUUGAGCUCUCAUUCGUGAUAACCAGGUGGCUUCUGAAAAUGAGCCAUCUAGCUCCGUGGGCCUUACCCGGUAAAAAAAAAUAAAGUUACUUUUAGUUAAGUAAUAAAAUAAAAAGUUUAGUUUUAGUUAUUUUCAGCUAGUGGUGAGACGCUGCGAGGCGAACGCCCCCCCCCCCCCAUCUCUGCUGCGCCCCCCCCCCACCCCUCCUGGUUGACGCAGAGCGGCACUCGCAAGCGAGCCGAGUCCGACCUGGCCGCACGGUAAUCGGGACCCGCGGCCCCGAUUCGGGUGACACGCGUGUCUAAUCGAACCUGACCCGUUUCCGUUUGUGAAUCCCUCCAAUCCCGCAGAAAACAAAAAAAAACGGACGAGAGCGACCGUUUAGAUGUUUUCGUACCACCGCCCAAAUUAAAGUUAAACUCCAAUUGUCGCCAUCGUCGGGCGCUUCUUACAUGCCGCUUGUAGAUAUGUACAUUUUUUCCCACGUGCGUGAUGGCCGUUUUCUACGUAAAAACAACAACAACAACAACACCUGCCCGUGCAUUUUUCGAUGCCAAGCCGCCGAUUUGUGCCCACCACCCCCCGCCCCGACCCCUCUGUGCAUCCAGGAGGCAUUGGGGAGGUCACACCGAGGGCAGCACACCCGGGCCACGUGUGCGGAACGCAACGAAUUCGCAGGGCGAGGAAAAUGCCCGGUAGACUCUAUGGGACACGGGGAAUGUCCAUAGACUAGAAUGGCAAAGGUUAUGCCAAAAGACUAUGCCGCCAAUAGAAUGUCCAUAUAUUAUAAUGGAAAAUAAAACUCCCAUAUAGACUAUCAAGGCAAACGGAAUGGCCAUCGGUUGCAAUGGGGAACGGGAUGCCCUGUUGAAAUUCCCCAAAUGAGAACCGCUGAGGUUGUCGCCUGAACUCCGCGUGCCAGGGCUUGCCUCGUUCAUCUCCACAGGGUCAGUGGGCUGCUUCGCUUCUGUGUCCACUCUGCACAACAUCAUGACCCCCCCCUCCCACUACCGCCAGAACACAUUCCUGCGGAGGGAGCUGGUAGGAACGUUGGGUUGCUCGGUCAAUGGCCAGGGUCAACGGCGGCGUGGUGUAUUCCGCAAAUAUGCCCGACUGUGAGGGCGGGUACAAGCCGGCGUGAGUAGGUUAAACGUUGAGUUUUAUAAGGGCACCACGGGGUGACCAGCCCCUCCUCACCCCAUCCAGCCCCACCCUCCCCACCCAGCCCCUACCCACCCUCCCCUCUCCACCCAGCCCCACCCCUCCUAUUUUUGGAUGCACGACGGACGGACGAAUGGACACAAUAAUCCCCUGUGGGCUGGUGUAACCAGGAGGUUCCUACCAGUAUUAUUUAAAGUGAACCCCACCCCUCCUUUCCCUUCUCUGCCGCCCUUGCCUGUGUUUGCUUCAAUCAAUGAGCAGCAAUGCAGGUGUGCGCGCGCGUGUGAUGAAUUAGAAGAGCACUUACUAUUGCCAAUUUUGUCAACGAAAUGUUUGAACUGUUAAAUCGUAUGGGGGGGCAUCUUCCACAGUGCUGUGUUAUUACGCCGUGCUUUUUUACAUGGGACUUAAUGUGCAAAUAUAAUGAUAGCGGAGUAGGGCACUUUCGGAGGGGCCAGACGUAGUCGAUUGGAUAUUUAACAUGUGCCGUACUUCACGUGUCUUCAUUGAUGGGUCGUAUCGGUUUCGGAUCGUGUGGAAUAGCGUGCAACUGCAGCGCUACACAGCGCAGUAGCUCAAUGUCAUAAAUAUUUCAAUGGAAAUCCUUGUAAUGGUGAUGCCGAUUAAACAACAACAGUAACAAUCAUCUUCGUACGGAUAGGGGAAUGUAUGUGAAUUCGCCAGUGUCGAAAGUGACAAUCUUAAUUUUUUUAUAUUCGCCUAUUGAACCUAGAUCCACGGUGGUGAGAUGUUAACUCCAUCGCCUGGUGUACAGGAGGUCGUGGGUUCGAUCCCGACCCUGAUGCCUGCUGCUGUAUAUUUAGAGUUUGCGUCUCUCUCUCUCUCUCUCAUCAUCAUCACGGUGGCUAGGAGAUGUUAACUCCAUCACCUGGUGUGCAGGAAGUUGUGGGUUCGAUCCUGACUCUGAUGCCUGCUGCUGUAUAUUUGGAGUUUGCGUCUCUCUCUCACACCAUGGUCGCCUGGAUUAUUCUCCGGGUCGUCCGAUUUUCCCCUCCACAUUUAAAAUCAAUGUGCGUUUCAGGUAUUUUGGCUGCUAUAAAUUUCCACUUGAUGAUAAGCCACUUUCGUUGACCUAUCAUUUGUGGCCAGGUCACGUCUGCAAAAAGGAGCCUCGUCGUUCAAUGGUCCUUACGUGGUAAAAUAAGAAUAGUUAAUAGUUUAUAGAGGCCACCGAGGGGGGUUCUAUGCUGUCCUGUAGCUGUGCGUGGUGGUGCGUGUGUCAUAUACGGAACGUGUGGAGUCAAAUCGAAGCGCCCUUGAACUGCUGCAUCUCACCCUGCACUCUGCCAAAAGCGAAGAUUCGCGGUUGAUUUUUGCGUGUGUGUGUGUUGAGGCCGCGUAAUAACCUGAUCAAACAUUCGACGUUCAGAUCCCUCCACCACCCGACGCAGCCAAACUAAUGAAUUUGUAUCGGAGAAGAAUAGCCACUGUCCAAUUCGAUUCCCGUUAUACAAGUGGGGUUUUUUGUUUCUUUUUAAGGCCACUGUUUUUGGCUAAUCUUAGUUUUUUUCGUUUCUCCGUUUUUGUUAAUUGCUAAACGUGGUUGUGAGAAUUGUCCAUCAGCUCACCGCUGGGCGAUGCUGCAGUGAAUCGUAAUAAUAGGCGCAUUGUUAAACGCCCCCCUCCCCUCCGGGUGCCGGUUCAAUUUGUUUGACCGCGUCGUGUGGUGGAGGGCAGGGGGGAAUACGUCGCGGCAAGGCUCUGGCGAGAUCAGUUUCGUCAGUGGAAAUAACCCAAAAAUUAACCGUGAGUCUUAAGUGGCGGGCGCGAGAACCGGCGUGGUAAGUUUUGCCAAAACUAUAUAUUUACAGGGUGCUUUAAAAAUGUGUUUAACACUUCUGAGAAUUUAACAACAACACCACCGCGAGAAAUGUGUUGCCUCCAGGGCUCUGGAGACCACCUGGAGAAGAUCCCAGGCACGCGUUGACAACGAUGGCGAACAAGUGGGAGACUAAUUGACCUUUUAAAGCUAUUAACAUUACAUUUGUUAUCAUGUUACCGUGUAUUAACUGUUCUUCGUCCAUUAAAAACGAUAGUUCUAUGGAAGCGUUAACAUUUUUUUAAAGCACCCUUAAUUUUAAUUUCCGGUCGAUAUCAGCCGACAAUGCGAGUACCUGGGCAAUUUAUUUAUUUUGUUAUCUUUUACGACCGAGUCAGACACGACGCCACGCACCGCCGGUCAUGCUGUGCUCACUGACGCGACUCUGCGAACCCCUUCAAACGAAUUAGAACAUCGUUAGGAAUUGAAGGCGCAGUGGAAUGAAAGAAAUCGGGAAAGUCUUCGCUGAGAUUUGUCCACGCGUCAAACUUUAGUUAUUAUACACUUAGUUUUUUCGGUAUAGUCACGUAGGUAAAAAAUGACAUUAAAAUUAAUAAAAAUAAAAUAAUUAAAAAUCACGACGUUUCGGAGGCAACACGUGAUUUAUUAUUAUUUUAUUUUUAUUAAUUUUAGUUCAUUUUUUACCUACGUGACUUUACCGAAAAAACCAAGAGUAUGAAUCCUUGCAGUCACGAAAGCUUCAAAUUUAGAAUUUAGUUAUUAUUUCCCCCCUCUCUACAAUCCCCAUAGGGGGAAUAGGAAAACGUAAAUCCACGCUGGGGGCGUUGCGGCAGCCUCCAAUUUACUCGAAAUGUGCGGCGCGAGGCGACUGCCUCCUGAUGUGUUGGGGUGCUUUUGGGAACCUCGCUGACUCCAGACAAAAAAAACCCCACAAAAAAUGGGCAUUGUAUCCCGGCUGUCAGCUGCCUGCGUUAUUUUCGAAACCAAAAACAAAACAAAACCCAAACCACUCGUGCUGUCCCCCGUGGCUUUUCGUGAAUGUUCCCCGGCAGUGAAGACAACGCGACGCGUCUCCCGUUGACUCUACCCCCCCCCCCCCCGUGUGCCCCCUGUGUCAGCUACCGCAUUGCGUUUGGCCGCACCGUGGAGUCGGCUUCGUGGAUUAAUGUUUCGGCCGCACGCUAAUUGACUGUGGCAGCGGCUCAGCGAGAAAGGGCCUGUGGGGGGGGGGGGGUUGUUGAUUCCGCCCCCCCCCCCGCUCCUGGCCCUGCUUGGCCCCGAGCCAGAUUCGGACGUCUUCCUGUGAGGGGCAGCAAUGAAUCACGUGUUGGGUUCUAGCAUGGCUCAGCAAAAAACUGCUAGUCGAAAACCACCCGUACUGUGCUGGCCCUGAGCUGGCUCGGCUCGGAUGUGCCAGUGCGAAAAAAAAUUAGGCGUGCUAGAGCACAGCUGGGAUGUUGCAGUGUGGCAAUUGACUGAUGACUCCUCAACAGAGAGAGUCCACUGACGCUACCGAUUGUUCGAGCCCAGGGGUCGGCAACCUGCGGCUCCGAAUCAGCUUGCGACUGUCUUUGAGGACUGCUUCGUGACACGUGAUUCAUUAAAGAAUCGACCGUCUCGUAUUCACCAACGGUGAACGAUUGACAUUUUUUAUAUAUAUAGAAUUUGAAAGAAAAAAAAAAAUCUCUCAUUAUUUUGGUUGCCUGACUCCUAAUCUAGCCCCCCCCACCCAACCCCCCCCCCUGCCGUGGCUUUCAAGGGCAAAGAACAACAGCGCGAUGUUUCCAAUAGCACCGGCGCUUUGCAAUAUCGGGCACACAACACAAUUGUGUCGACGCGAUUGCCCUACCGCAUGAUCACCGUGUAGGUGUCCGCGACGAUGCUGCUCCGUGUGGCUGCUCCCGACGCGUUUUCAGGUCGUGCCGAGCGUUGUUUGGCACGAUGUCCGAUGUUUCGCUGGGGGGGUGGGAGCCUUGUUCAGGAACUGAACUUAGACGUGUCGGGUGGAGGAGGGGGGGGGGGCAGAAAACGCACCGGAGAGAGAGAUACAAAUAAAUCGUCACCACGUUGUUGUGGCGAAAACAGGCAGCGUCUUCUAACCGUGCACACGGCAGCGGGUGCGUUUGGUUUCACCGCGGGUUGAAUAGCGCGUGAGUAAAGCCGCGGUGAUUUAUCCCAGACCGGGGGGGGGGGGGGGGUCGGCAGCGAGAAUAACCAGAAAAGGGAAAAAAAAACACCCCCCCCCCUCCUCCCAAGAAAAAAUAAAAUCAAUAUUUCAAGAGCCAUCUCGUGUGAAUACGAGGGGGGUCCUGAAUAAAUAACGGUCCUGAAACAGUCCUCAAGGAGCCGCAUGCGAUUCCUGAGCCGCAGGGUUGCCGAACUUCUACCCCCCCCCCCCCGCCUGGUCCCAGAGACAAUCUUGGACUCGCGAGUUCAUGGUGCGAGCAGGGGUAGAGGGAGCGGGAAGGAAGCGCAAUGCCAGCAUCAUUGCCGAAACAUUGUCACUGCGCGGCUCCGGGGUUGGGGUUGGUGGGCUGGGUGGUGGGGUGGGUGGGGUGGUGAUUGAUUGAUUGCUUCUGUCUUGAGACACGGACCGAGAUCGAUCGAUCGAUCGUUCCACGAAGACCGCAGCAGCAGUGGUAUCAGCAGCAAUCUCGCGAGUUUCUUUCAAUGAAGUUUCGCCGGUAAACAUCGCGUUGAAUUGCCAUGACCGGCAGAGUACCUGAAUGGACUUCAACAGACUGUUAGGGCAAGUGCUGUUAGCGAGCAGCAUCGAUGAAGGCCGGCACACGAGGGUGUGGGUGGACGGUACGACGCCCGGCCGCCUUUGUCUCCCCAGUGCUGCUGUUUUAUACCCCGCACCAGGUACAAUACUCAUGUAUGACGGAAUCGACCCAGAGAGGGGCAGAACCGGUUCAGGUAAUCGUCACCGGUGUUGGUUCGUCGCGCGGUGCGCUAACCACUCCACGACCGCUCCCCCCACAUAACCGGUAACCGUAUGAGAAAAAAAAUCACUCCGAGGAGAAACCGGUUUAAACCUUUAUGGGCUUCAGGCCCAUAGAGGUUUAAACCGGUAUCAUUCUGACGUGGUGGGCGCCGGCGGUUGCGCGUUCGCCGCACGGUGCAGACGUCCGCGAUUCGAGAUCGGCAAUCCGCCCCGGCUGCCACCGCGGUGUGAGCCUUGGGCGUGAUGCACGGCGCAAGCCGCCUCCACGGUGGACGUUAAAGACCCCCUGGACGUCACUCGGCAAGAGUAGGCCAUUGCGUUGGCGCGGAAGUCACGGUCCAAACUUUCCAGGUUUGAAAAACAAAAAAUCAACGCCCUCCCUCCCCCGCCCCCACCCCCCCAAAUGACUCAAUUGGGAUUCUGCACAGGAGCAGGCCACGUGCUGAGUCACGUAGUUGGUGUCCUUCGAAUGGUUGAGAUGAGAGGUGAUUGUAAGGCGCUGUGACUUGCUAAGGCAUGCGAGUGGUCUAUCGAUGCAAUGAUUAUUAUUCUUAUUAUCAAGAAAUGCAGUGUGUGAUAUUUUGACCCGUGUGGGCCACCGCGUCGGUGUGAUGUGUUGUGCCACUCAUCAGCCGCAUUCACUUCCUUGUGAGCGUUUAAAGAAUCCGAUUUUCCGUCCAAUCGUCCCAAUCGCGCGAAUGUCGGGCGGAACCGGAUUUCUGAUAUCGCGACUCGAUGCCAUCACGACGCGCGGUGCGCAAUUCGCCGGCUCGCGUGCGAGAUCAUCAUCCCCGAGCGCGUUCGAGCCCAGAGUGGGGGGUGGUGGUGGUGGGGGGCUUAUCGUCCAACGACAACAGCUUUCGUGAUCGUUUGCCCAGCUCUCGAAGUCAGGAACGCGGCGAUCAUUCACCAGUUGAACGCCAAAAGCGGAACGCGUGUCACCUGCCCCGGCACCGCGUGGAUAAAGUUUUGCCCUCCCCCCCCCUUCGUUUCUCAGUCGAACGAAACGCGAUCACGAUUUUGUUGUUGUGCGCGCACGCUCUAGAGACGUUUCUGUACGUGCGGCAAAAAAACACCCCGUUAACCGUUCUAUUUCAUGCGGUUAUACCGGAAACGGUAUGGACCAUCCUAGCAUGUUUACCACUCUAUGGAGUAAAAAAUAUAUAUAUUUGCAAUUUCUUAUCUUGCUAAGACAAUGUUUGCCGUCUCCACAGAGCGAACGUCGGUAUCGGCGCCGACGAUCCGGCAUGGAAAUUCAACCCCCCCCCCCUCACCCUCCCCGUGGCCAGUGCCAACAACAACAAUAACAACAACAAUAACAACAACAAUAACUCAACAUCAAGGGUGAUCGUCACACGCAAGGUGUCCAAAAAAUAUAUAUAUUUGGGUAACCCGCGGCAGUCUUGGUAACUUUUUUUUUGUAGUUUAGAAUAACGCCGUGGUUUGCUAUAGGUGGACGGUGCAAUAUACAUGUGUACGGUGUGUGUCGUGAAACCUAUAAUAUACCUGUGCUGUGUACCCCGAGUGAGGAUGGAUGUGGUGUGAUUGCAUUUUAACUGUGGUCUGACGGGUCCCCUCCACUGCGAGGGUGAAGUGUAACCAGAUUAUACUCUAACUUGUAACUUUUGUCAAAAACAGAAAAAAAAACGUAACAUGUGGCUGUACCCAAUGGACCAAAAUAAAAUAAAUCCCCUUUA
Messenger RNA from Lethenteron reissneri (Far Eastern brook lamprey), 16073 nucleotides. Its product is annotated as SNF-related serine/threonine-protein kinase-like. The record is from RefSeq and is a predicted model, not a curated record. Gene Ontology annotation, biological process: protein phosphorylation; intracellular signal transduction. Gene Ontology annotation, molecular function: protein serine/threonine kinase activity; ATP binding. NCBI's taxonomy places the organism in Eukaryota, Metazoa, Chordata, Hyperoartia, Petromyzontiformes, Petromyzontidae. Gene Ontology annotation, cellular component: cytoplasm.